Messenger RNA from Symbiodinium pilosum, 3276 nucleotides. Lineage: Eukaryota; Dinophyceae; Suessiales; Symbiodiniaceae. The record is from the annotation of a GenBank genome assembly.
AUGGAGCUGAUGCCGAUCCCAGGCGUGUACCCUCUAAAGGGGGCGGUGGUGCAGGAGAUGCAGCAGUACUACGGGGAGAGGGCAAACCAGGUCUUUCAGUUCCCUCCUCCGGGAGCUCUGCUCCAAGUGACAGUUUUCAAGCUGCCAAUCGAGGAAGCGGACGUGGGCAAGUUGCAGAGAGCAAACCUCGACCUGCUUUUCCUGGCCUGGCUUAUGCGCUUUAACCUAGCCAUCCAGGAGAAGGACACUAAGACAAUGGCUUAUUUCCGGAAGGCAUCCCUCAAUGUCUUGAUGGACGUUCGCCUGGUCCCCUCCGAAUCCGAAAAGCUUGCCCAAGCUUAUCAAUUUCGAGAAGACGAGGAAAAGCAAGCCCACAUCGCUGGACACUCUCUGCUCAGUCGAGCCAGAGAGCUCAACAGCAUUCAGGAGCACCUGUUGCGAGCGAAGCCUGGGGCAGGUGCUGCUACUGGGCUGGUGGAGUACACGCAGCAGCACAAGAUUGUCUUUGCCACCAGCGACACGACCAUGAAUGUGGCAAAUGUCCGGCUGCAUUUGCGCGUCUUGCGUCGCUUGUCCAUGGCAGUGGCAGAUCCUGGCAAUCCUGCUUACAAGGACUCUGCCCUGUUCUUCUUUGACCGAAACGAGGAAAUUUUCGGAAGGAAAGGCCUGCAAACGAUCCUGCAAGAGUCUACGCGUGCCUUUGAUAGCUUUCAGAGUGCAUUGCAAAGCCUGGACGAGCUGCGUAUGGCAUCGGAAAACCUUCACAUCCUUCUCCUGCGGGCUGCAACAUCAAGAUGUCGGGCCGUGGAAUCGGAGAACUGGCCCGAGGGUUCCGCUGCUGGAGUGGUUCUGGCUUUUGCGUACGGCUUUGCUCGUUCCCACACCCUUGAGGCUGACGGGGUGCAAGUGACCGCGACAGAGUCUUACCCCUUGUUUGCGCAAGAGUCCCUGGACAAGCUGCUGCAUGAAAUUCUCAUCCCGAUGUAUUCCUACAAGAAGCAUUCUGGGCUCCUGGGGGGAGGAAGCCCUCUGGGUGUGCCUUUUGUGAAGAACCUGCUCGCCGAGCUGGAGAACACGUACGCGCAGGAGCAGGCCCGCGAGAGCAUGUCGGCAGUCAGCAGUUCGGGCGGAAGCGGCGUGCCUGAUUCUGAAAGUACAUCCUUGGAGCCUGUGACGGAAGAGGAAGCAGCAGCUUUGAAAAAGGAGUUCGCCGCAAAGCAGCAGCAUCUCCUGAUGGAGAUGAGCACUGCCUACCUUUCCACCAACGUGCUCCUGCUGUCGUGGUCGGAUCCCAAUCUGGAGGCGACCUUGUGCAGCCACCCUUUGAUGAAGGACGGCGCGGCAAAGCUGUUUUCUUGGAUGGCGGGCCUAGAUGCAACCAAAGAUCCGCCUGGGAAGAUGAGCAUCUACCGCAUGAAAGCUUCCGCCGACGAGGCGCGCAUGGCCAGCAGCGUGGACCUCACCAGCAAGCUCUUGCGCGAGCCUGACUCCGCCGUCUUUCUGAGCGGCCGCAACCAGUUGCUACACAAGGACUUGAAGAAGGCGAUCCAGACUUUGAAGCCGAAAGUGGGUAUGAAGGAGAUGACGCUUGUGCCAGACGAAGCGGAGCUACUCAAGGCACUGCAUGGAGAAGGGCGCAAUGCUUAUGGCAGCAUCGACGCGUCUGAGCAGUACAUCCAUGUGGUGAAGACCAACAAGCUCUGGAAAGAAAGGCGGCCGACUCAGAGAAGAUUUGUGCCGGGCAACACAGCCUUCAGGAAUAUGUCCGGCCUGCCUAUCCUCGAAAAGGCUGCCAUGGUCAAGGUUCCGGCCAAGGAGAGGGAGAACAUUUUCCGCGGUGUGGUCGGCACAGACAAGUGGAACCCAGGCACCAAGAAGGCUUCGACAGCCCCAGCUCCAGCUGCGGCUGCUGCAGCUCCGCCUGCUGCGGCUGCGGAGGACGAAGAGGAAGAGGAGGAAGAGGAUGCUGCGGCGAACCCCUCGGAUGGCCUGAUGGAUUCGGAAGGCAAUGUGACCUUGUUUUUCCUGGAGCAGCGCCCCAAGGUGUGCGCGCAGCUUCUGUGGGAAAACGGGGCCAGGGUCUUGGUGGACUUCAGUCCUGGGGCAGGCAUGCUCGGCAAGACCGCCUUGUCCCUCGGCAUCAAGGUCGUUUGCGUCGCAUUGAACAACGCUCACAAAAGCUGCCUCAACAGGCUUUUGCACAGCUACAUCAGAGGCAAUGUUGAGGCCGACGUGCCUGGAUUCGUUCCCGCAGACAAGGCUUCCAAAAUUGACGAGCUCAAGCCUAAGCGUCUGGCUGUGUACGAGAAGCAGAGUGGACGGGAAGGCCAACCACCACUGCCGGGGGCAGGCCGGCAAAACUUUGAGAAAAACGUUCUCUCUGCCUUGGAUGCCUUACAGAGCGGUGCUCCGCCUGCCAAAAAGCAGAAGGUUGCAGUUCCGAAGGCGAAGGAUCCGCCCCCGCAGCAGGUCGUGCCGAAAUCCGAGCAGCCAAAAGCGCCGCCCAAGGCCAAGGCAACGCCGAAAGCAGGUCCGUCGGAAAGUGUUGCGGAUCUCCUGGUUUUCCAGGGAGACAGCCUUCCGGGCGACGUAGGCCGAGUCCGUGCCAUUGCAAUACACAGUCACAUGAUGGCUGCGAAUGUCCUCAAGAUCGCGCUUUUUGCUGCAGGGGUUGGGGCUGCUGCUGCUACAAAUGCGGUCGAAUUCCCAGAUUACGAGGAAGAGACGCUGAAGGAGCGUGGCGCGGCAUGGUAUCCCCAAGUGUUGCACGGUGACUGGGCCAACCCGGGUUCUGGCUUGCCAAGUCCGGACCUCCGACAGUACGCUUGGAAUGUACCAGCAGAGAUCCUGAAGAUGAUUCCCGUGAGCGUCAAGGAAAUCCUGCAAUGCGAGCGCACCAGUCUUGUGGUGCUGCGGAAUAUCCAUGUGGCAGACUUCUUUGCUGGAAAGUCGCGUAUUGCGCGAUGGAGCGAACUGUUGGGACUUACAACGGUGGCAAUUGACCGGGAUCACAGCAGCCAUCUUGAUUUCUGUUCGGACGAAGGCUUGGCAACGGCAAUCUGCACGCUGCUGAGAGUUCGCGAAGGCGGGCUCUGCUUUAUGGGCCCGCAAUGCAGCUCAUGGGUGUGGCUUUCUCGUUCCGUAACGAAGCGAUCUGCGGCAGAUCCGGACGGCGAUGUGAACCUGGCAACGGUCAGAGAAGGGAAUCACUUGAACAAAGUGGUCGCUCUGCUGGUAACCAUUGCUGGUCUUGCAGGCAUCUCCUGGGGUGAUUGA